Molecule: messenger RNA, 3033 nt
Organism: Prorocentrum cordatum
Lineage: Eukaryota; Dinophyceae; Prorocentrales; Prorocentraceae
Source: the annotation of a GenBank genome assembly
CCACGUGGACGUCCGACUCCGCGAGCUCGUGUCUAUGCUGUGUGUGCUCGGCUACUGAGAUUGCCCUCCUCCAGCUGCCAUCGUGGCUCAGGCCUGCGUGGCUAACUUUCUUUAUCUUUUCUCCAUACCCACUGGUACACACUGGCACACACUGGCCACACACACUGGUACACACUCUAGCACCUUCGAUAUGACCCGCAUCUCUGGAUGCCUGGUGUCGGCCGCUCUCGGUGGGCUGCUGCCCCCUGCGGCACGGGCCGUGCAGGUCGUGGGCACCGGCGCGCCGGCGGAGCCCGCCGCCUCCAAGAAGGGCGAGGCCGCCUCGUGGCUGCUCGAGAUCCGCACGCACGGCGACGUUACGUGCACCAUUCGGCGGAUGAUUGCGUUGUCGGAUCUGGUUUGGGCCAUUGCAAGGUGGUCGUGGACCCAUCUCAGAGGAUCCCGCUGGGCAGCACCGACUCGGGGAAUACUUCCUUCAACGAGUUCAACAGCACCGUGCAGUACCACCAAUCGGAAAUCACCAUCACUGGGCAUUCAACUUCGUCGCAUUGGAACCUUUGCCGCUCGAAGGAAGAUGCAUCGGGAGUCGAUUCGCAUCAGCGGACAAGAAGCUUGGCGGAUGUCUGUUACGAGGUCGACGGCCUCCCCGGCCUGUGUUUCCUGUGGGCUUCGCCGUGCUCUGGCGGGUGUUCCACACUCCGUCCAUUCAACGAGUAUUCGUCGGUCUGCCCGAAUUGGUUGCGCUACGCCACUCCAUCCGAGUGGUCGGUUGCGUUGCCUGACAUGAAUGCCCACAGGAAGAUAUUCUACAGCAAGUGCGCUGCUGACCUGAUGGAUCCAUGGUGGCAUCACUGCGACUACGCGAACGACUUCGCACGCGUGCCCGAUGAGGGCUGGAACGAGCUGGUCCUGGUCUGCGACACUACCGUUCCCGCGAUGGCCACGACGGCCACGUCCGCGUCGUCGGCGACUGGCCCCGCUCCGACACCCAUGCCGCUUCCGCCGCCUCCCGGCCCGGGGCUUGUCCCGUGCGGCCUUACCGGUGGUUACAGCGAGUGGCCAGAGGAUGCAACAUGCGCGAGUUGGAUUCAAGGAUCAGCCGUGGGUGGAGGCCCUAAUGUCUUCGUUGGUACUGCGGACACUUGCCACCACUGCAUCCUUAUGGUCUUGAGUGCUUACCCAUCCGCCAAGGGGGCCACAUUCCGAACUCCUGGUUUAUCCUCGCAGACUGGUGAGUGCUAUGCUGAGGAUGGGUGGUUUUACCCAGAUGGGGACGCCGCGUGGAUUACCAUCCCUGUCAUUGCAUCCCUGCAGUACUAUACCGAUCUUGCCUCGGACCCUUGCAGCCCGGCCUACGGGAUUACUCUGAAGCCGACUGCCGCGCCGACUCCCGCUCCGACUGCCGCUUCCAUGGCACCUCCAGCUGGGGGUGCCGGCUCCGCUGUUGGGGAUCCGCAUCUGCAGAACAUUUACGGUGAGCGGUUCGAUCUGUUGAAGCCUGGCAAGCACGUUUUGAUCAACAUUCCACGGGACGCUGUUGUUGUUGAGACCGCGCUGCUUCGGGUAGACGCAGAGGCACGUCAAAUGGGCGGAAGAUGCGCAGACAUGUAUUUCCAAGAACUGAAUAUCACAGGGGCGUGGGUGGAUUCGACGAAGCAGACCGGCGGUCUCUAUUUCAAAGUGGACGAUGUGGUCGAUUCAAACAUGAAUUGGGAAAUGUUUGGAAAGGUAUCAUUGAAGGUUGUCCACGCACGCACCCAGCGUGGCAUACAGUACCUGAAUCUGUACGUCAAACAUCUCGAUCGCACCGGGCUUUCCAUCGGCGGGCUGCUAGGAGAAGAUGACCAUUCAGAAGCAGCGGUCUCUCCCAAGGAAUGCUCUCAGACCCUUUCUCUCAUCCAAGGUGACUUCUGAAUGAUAGGCAUCCGUCCUCCAGGCACGACCGGCGCGCAACGGGCGGCUGCAGAGGCAAGCAUUUGGUCCUCCUCCUCCUCCUCCUCCUCCUCCUCCUCCUCCUCCCCCUCCUCCUCCUCCUCCUCCUCCUGCUGAUCAGGGCCGCUUUCGGCCGUGGCUUCGGCGCGCGCUGUCACGCUGCCUCCGGCUUGGGGUCUCUCGCGCGGCGCUGCAGAGUGGCCCUCGAGCUGCCGAGCCAUCCGCUUCUGGCUGACCCCCCUAUCGGUACCCCACGGCGAUUUUCUUGGGCCUUGCAGCGCGACGGCAGGAAGAGGGGAUGAUCGGAGGCGGAGGCGACGCGGCUCCGGCCGCUGCUUGUCGUGAUUGCCGUUAUGGGCGAUCGCCUUUCUGUUUUAAUGGCUGGGCCGUCCUGCAAAAAAAUGAUGGAAUGCAAGGGAGGGUCUUGGCGGGUUGAGCUAGUCAUGGGCCCGAUCUUUGUCCGGCUUUUUUCGGCUGCCUCAUUUGGCGCAAUUCAGGCUUAUGUUGUUCAGCAUGUGGCUCCGCACUCAUGUCAUAUCAGCUGUGCAAUAUACAGGGUAAGUAUUAUAUACCAGUCGUGCCCACGCGAAGACCUCUGAGCAGGGGAGCAUGAGAGGGAAUGAGGGUUCAGGUGUCACCGUUCAACCUCCACCAGAUGGGGUCUCCUGCUGUGGAGUCCAGUGUCUACGCUUCGCUUCCUGUCUCCCUCUCUCUUUUCCCAUCUGUCCCCCCUCACCUGCUCACCUCUACUCAUCAUUUCCGCUUCACUGGCUUUCCUUUUUGCAGAAGUUUCGCAUGUCUUGAGGGCACCUCGUCUUGGUAUACUUGGAAUGACGGCGCCUGGGAUGGAACAGCUAAGAUAUGCAGGUUGCCCUCUGUCAUAUGAACGUAUAUCCGUUUAGCUAGGUUUUAAUUGUACCCGAAUAGGGAGUCUUUCCAACUAUGAGCAUAGUUGUGGGACAGCGUGCACCCACAUAAGAAGCAUGAGGUUCAUCGCAUGUCAAAAUGACCGACCAGGCCAUCGCAUGCCAAGAUGAUCAGGCCAUCGACAGUUGGAACAACAUGUUGGACAAUUGUGUGCACAUAUUUGCAAGUCUCAUG